AUGGCUUUGAGUAUCUAUUCGGUCGUCUUUGCGGCAUGCGUCGUCUUCGUCUUGAACGUCGUCAUCAAGACGCAGCUUCAGCGCCGCAAGAUGCCGCCGGGUCCCCCAGGCAUUCCUCUCCUCGGGAACGCCCUUCAGCUCCCUUCUGCCUUCCCAUGGCUGAAGUUUACUGAAUGGAGCAAACAAUACGGUCCGAUCUACUCAUUGAACUUGGCGGGUACGCCAGUCGUCAUCUUGAACACAUUCAAGACCGCCGCGGACUUGAUGGACCGCCGCUCCAACAUCUACAGCGACAGACCACGGCUUAUCAUGGCCAGCGAGAUUCUCACUGGCGGCAUAUUUAUGAUCUUCACGAAAUACGGAGAUGUGUGGCGUAAGAUGCGCCGGGCUUCGCAUGAAGAGUUCAGCAUCCGCGGAUGUGAGAAGUUCCAGGGGCAGCAACACGAAGAAGCUGCUCUCAGUGUUUUGGACAUUCUGGAAACACCUGAUGAAUGGCAAGACUGCCUGAAACGCUCUACGGCGUCGAACAUUCUGACCGCUGUCUACGGAAGGGAGCGCCUCACACCCAAGGACAAGCCACUAAUCACGCGUAUCCACGCCCACACGGCACGCAUCGCCGGUGCCGUCGUGCCCGGCGCGUACCUCGUCGAGAUCUUCCCUUUCAUGAAGCACUUCCCGACGUGGAUGGCCAAGUGGAAGAAGGACGGCCUCGACUGGUACAAGCGCGAGACGGACAUGUUCGAGAAACUGUGCGACGACAUUGACACCCAGAAGCAUUCGUUCGUGCGUGGACUCAAGGAGAACCAGGCGAGACACGGUCUUACGAAGCCCGAGGCUGCAUGGUUGGCCGGUAUCAUGUUCUCUGCAGGUGCCGAGACGACGCUCGGUACACUCUUCAACUUCGUCCUCGCGAUGACGCUUUACCCCAACGUGAUGAAGCGCGCACAAGCCGAGAUCGACUCGGUUGUCGGGCGCGACCGACUCCCCAACUUCGACGAUAAGCCCCGACUCCCUUACAUCCGCGCGAUGGUGAAGGAGAGUCUCAGAUGGAGACCAGUCGGUCCCGUGGCGGUCCCGAGACGGACAACAGAGGCACGCGAUGACUAUUACAACGGCUACCUCAUUCCGAAGGGAACCACGGUGAUCCCGAACAUUUGGCGCGUCUUCUUUCCUAUGAGCGCUCCGUGGGCUAUGAACCAUGACCCCGAGCUCUACCCCGACUUCGAAGAGUUCCGUCCUGACCGUUUCCUCGAUGAGUCCGGGCAGAAAGACAAUGUCCCACCCGACACCCACGAGAUGGGGCACGGAACCUUCGGGUUUGGACGACGAAUCUGUGUGGGCUACAACUUCGCCAACCAGGUGUUGUUCAUCCAGAUGGCGAUGAUGCUCUGGGCGUUUAACUUUGAGGCGCCGCUCGACGACAGCGGGCAACCAAUCGUGCCCGACCGGAGCGCCACCAUUGACGCAGGUGUGGUAGUGUUGCCUGCACCAUUCAAAACGAAGAUCACGCCCCGCUCGCCGGACGUGCCCAGUACCAUCCGGCAGGAACUGGAGCACCUCGGUGCGCUAUGA
Molecule: messenger RNA, 1572 nt
Organism: Gloeophyllum trabeum ATCC 11539
Lineage: Eukaryota; Fungi; Basidiomycota; Agaricomycetes; Gloeophyllales; Gloeophyllaceae
Product: cytochrome P450
Exons: 12
Coding region: 1-1572 (523 amino acids)
Molecular function (GO): iron ion binding; oxidoreductase activity, acting on paired donors, with incorporation or reduction of molecular oxygen; monooxygenase activity
Source: RefSeq, a predicted model, not a curated record